Ananas comosus (pineapple) is the source of this 2528-nucleotide messenger RNA. RefSeq names its product subtilisin-like protease SBT4.10. Gene Ontology annotation, biological process: proteolysis. Lineage: Eukaryota; Viridiplantae; Streptophyta; Magnoliopsida; Poales; Bromeliaceae. Bases 6 to 2342 code for a protein of 778 amino acids. Gene Ontology annotation, molecular function: serine-type endopeptidase activity. The transcript has a single exon. The record is from RefSeq and is a predicted model, not a curated record.
AAAUUAUGGCGAAGAAGAAGUAUUCUCCCUCCCCUUUCUUCUUCUUCUUCUUCGUCUCCAUUACAUUGUUUCUUACAUGUCUUAAACCAUGCAAGUGUGAGAGCAAUCCUCUCCCCAUUGUUGAUCCUGACGACGGAGAUGAUCUGAGCGACACCCAAUUCUAUAUCAUCACCGUCGUUCCCCCGGACGGCGACAUCGACCUACUUGGCGCCGAAGAGCUCGAGCAAUACCACCUCUCCUUCCUGCCCAACUCCACCCUCGACUCCGGCGCCCCGCGCCUCGUCCACUCCUUCCGCCACGCUUUCAGCGGAUUUGUGGCGAGACUGACUCCUGCAGAAGCCGCCGCCGUGAAAGCCGUGGCUGGCGUCGUCGAUGUCAAAGAAAACGGGAUUACGCGGCUCGGGACCACUUACACCCCGACGUUCCUGGGCCUGAACGGCUACAACGGCCUCUGGUACAAGACCAAAGGGGAGGGCGUAAUCAUCGGCAUCCUCGACAGCGGCAUCUCCGAGAACCACGUGUCCUUCAAGGACGACGGCAUGCCGCCGGCCCCUGCGAAGUGGCGCGGCUGCUGCGAGUUUGUAAACAGCAAGUGCGACCCCUUUCUGCCGACGGUGUGCAACAACAAGCUCAUCGGCGCACGGAAGCUGAGCUACAAUUCCCCCAAGGACGAAGCGGGGCACGGAAGUCAUUGCGCAAGCACAGCCGCAGGGAACUUUGUUCAGAACGCCGAGGCGCGCGGCCACGCGGAGGGCACCGCGGCCGGCAUGGCCCCGCGGGCGCACAUUGCUUCCUACAAGAUGUGCGGCAGUAGCACGGUCCAGUGCUCGGCCUUCUCAGAAGCCCGGGGCCUGGACCUGGCUAUUGCCGACGGCGUUGACGUGCUGUCCCUCUCCAUCGACUCCUACCAGGAGCCGCUGUACAAGAGCAACAUCGCCAAGGCGUCGUUCGUCGCGAUGGAGAAGGGCAUCUUCACGAGCGCGUGCGCGGGGAACGCCAUGGGGAACGUCCGGAAGGAGGUGGUGAAUGACGCCCCCUGGAUCUUGACUGUCGGCGCCAGCACGACCGACCGAAGGGAGCGCGCGGUCGUGCGGCUCGGCAACGGGAUGGAGUUUUACGGCGAGUCUGCGUAUCCUUUAGAAAUGUCAAACGGGACAGGAACAGUGCCGCUCGUUUACCCGGGGAAAGUGGAUAGCACGCCUGCGAGGCUGGGCUGUAAGAAAGGCGGGCUGGAUGGCUUAGACGUUACAGGGAAGAUCGUGGUGUGCGGCGUCGGAGAGACGGAGGAGCGCGAGAAGGCGGAGAUCGUGAAGAAGGCCGGGGGAGUGGGCAUAAUAUUGCUCGGCCAGCAAUGGAACGGGCAGACCACGUACGCCGAAUCACUCGAACUUCCUUCCGUUUGGAUGGGCAACCUCGACGCCGUCGCGAUUGUGAACUACGCUCUGAACACCGACGAUCCCACAGGGGAGAUUGCUUUCAAAGGCACGCAGUUCGGCUACCGACCGGCCCCUGCCGUAGCCGGAUUGUCGGCGACGGGCCCGAGCAAGUACAACGGCGGCAUCCUGAAGCCUGACAUUCUGGGGCCGGGCAUCAACAUCCUUGCCGCCUGGCACAAGCAGGUCGGGCCAAGUCCCACCGGCUCCGAUGACCAGGCGUUCAACUUCGGCAGCGGAUGCUCAAUGGCUACGCCGCACCUGGCGGGGAUUGCCGCGCUGCUCAUGAGCGCCCACCGGGACUGGUCGGUGGCCAUGAUCAAGUCGGCGAUCAUGACGACGGCGCUUACAAAGGACAAAGACGGGAGCCCAAUAAUGGACGAGCGGAGCGAGGAUAUGACGCGGCCCGCGAGCUUGCUCACCACGGGAGCCGGGCAGGUCAAUCCCUCGGCGGCCUACGAUCCGGGCCUCGUUUACGACAUCCAGCCAGAUGACUACGUCCGGUACCUCUGCGGACUGUACAGGAACAACGAUUUGACGGUCAGUGGGAUUGCUCGUCGGAAGGUCAGUUGUUCUGUCAUCGGGGGGAUUGCAGCUGAGGAUCUGAACUAUCCGUCUAUUUCGGUCAAGUUGUCAUUGGGGUCGGAGAAGAACAUAAGCCGAACCGCGACGAAUGUAGGGGAUGCCGCGUCGACGUACACGCCGGAGGUGAUCGAACCGGAAGGAGUGAGCGUGGAAGUAAACCCUGGAACGCUUGAAUUCGCAGCAGUUAUGGAGAAGAAGAGCUUCAACGUGACGCUCAAAGCAAAGAGCAAACUGCGGGGUGGGGGGCGCAGAGAAGGGUACUUGUAUUGGAAAUCAACUGAUGGCAAGUAUAGAGUUGGGAGUCCCAUUUUGGUGCAGUUCUAAGUAAAUAUUGUGAGUACAUCUCGUGUUGUUUCUUUUUCACACUUUGAUCAGUUGAUCACGCAGAAAGUUCUUAAUAAAAAAAAAAAAAGAUGAUAAUAUGGUUACGAAGUUGAAAAAUUAAGAUGAUAAUAUGGUUACGAAGUUGUACUGCACCGAAUACCUUGUAGGAAGUUUCAUCACCUAUCA